AUGUCUUCCUCCUCUUCUUCGAGAGUUUUGCGCGCUCUUCUUUUCCGUUUCGGAAAGAAUGGGGGAGGAAACGCAAAUCCAUCGUCGUCGUCGUCGUUCGGUGUCGGUGUCGGUGUCGUUGGCGCGACGACGGCGACCGCCGGUUUGCUGAUGAGUUAUUCGGACGACGAUGCGGUCCACGCGGUGAAAAGAGUCGCGACGGCGUCGAAACAUUUAGUGCCGGUGUAUUUUGAUUACCGGAGGCACCUGGCGAGGGUGAAGAAACUCGAGAGCGAGUGUACUAAUCAAUUCGAGACGGAUGAGGAUGAAAAAUUGGAUGAACUGAAACGAGAAUCGAGGCAAACGUUAUGGACCGACGUCGCGGUUCGCUUGAGAGAUUUAGCGCGAGAAAACGGAGGGAUCUACGUGAAAGCCGGGCAGCAUCUUUGCGUGCAACCGGUAGCGCCGGUGCCUUUUCGGCAGAUACUGAGGGUGUUGAUGGACGACGCGAGCGCGAGGCCGUUCGAGGAAGACGAGAAGACGUUUAGCGAAGAGUUUAACGGUUUGAAACCGAAAGAGGUGUUUUUAGAGUUUGAGGAGAAACCAAUCGCGAGCGCGAGUUUAGCGCAGGUGUACAAAGCGAAGACGAAGAUGGGAGAGGACGUGGCGGUGAAGAUUCAGCAAAGACCGGUGGCGAGGUUUUUGUGGGUAGAUCUCGCGACGAUUGAGACGUAUUACGCGGUUUUGGGGUAUUUGAUUCCCGGGUUGAGGUUCGCGUGGUUGGCGAAAGAGACGAGAAGACACAUGUCCGAGGAGUUGGAUUUUCGAUUAGAGGCGAAGAAUUGUAAAGAUAUGGGGAGAUUGUUGAAAGAAGAGUGCGGUUUUAAGGAGGAGGAAGUGACGGUGCCGAAAAUCCACGAUAAUCUGAGCACAAAGCGAGUGUUGACGAUGGAGUUCGCGGACGGGACCAGAGUCGAUAACGUGGAAAAAAUGCGAGAAAAUAAAGUGGACGCGUAUAAAGUCGCCAAGACGAUUCAGGAAGCGUUCGCGACGUUGACGUUUGAACACGGUUUCGCGCACGGCGAUCCUCAUCCGGGGAAUUUGUUGGUCGAUAAAAACGGAAAAGUGACGAUUUUGGACCACGGCGUUGUGCGGCGAUUAGACGAACCGACGAGAGAAACGUGGUGCCAAGUGUGGUUGGCGUUAAUUCGAAACGAUGAAAACGAGAUGCGAAACGCCGUGGAAAAGUUGGGGAUAAAUCCGGAAAUGCACAGGUUUUUCGGGAUUAUCUUGGCAUUAGCGCCAGCCAGAGUGAUUGAAGAUCGGUUCAAGAAGGAAGACGAGAAGAUGGCGGUAGUUUCAUCUUCAUCUUCUUCGUCUUUGUCUUCUUCCUCGUCCUAUUCCUCCGCUGCAAAUAAAGUUGACGUCGCCGCCGCCGCCACCGCGGAAAAUAAUGGAGCCUCGACGACUUUGACGACGACUCGAGAGAACAAACCAGCGAACAACAACGACAGUUUAUCCAUGAGCGACAAGCGCGAGAUUUUCAAAACGGUACUCAAAGUAAAACUGGAAGACCAAAGUCAACUGUUCGAGUCGCUCCCGCGAGAUUUACUCAUGGUGCUCAAAGCGAACAAUUUACUCCGAUACGUAAACGAACAACUCGGAUCGCCGGUGAAUCGAUUCCGCAUCAUCGCUCGAAGCGCGAAGAAUGGACUCGAGAAACGCGAACGGAUGAAAAACGACGCCGAACAGGCGUUGGAGAUGGACAGCGCGAGAAAGAAAGGGUUGGGAUAUCGCACCAAAGAGUGGGCGCGAACGGUGAAAGAUCGCGGAUACGACAACGUCAUGGUGAUGUUGUUACCUGCGCAACUGUUCUUCACGAGGGGCAAACUCGCGUGGGCGUUUUGGCGUUCCUCUAAAGCGGCAAAAUCAUCCGCAGUUCUCACAAACGGUAAGUCAUCAACGGUAGUAUCGACGGCGGCGGGAGGGUCAUCGACGACAGAAAGAAAAGCAUAG
Bathycoccus prasinos is the source of this 1995-nucleotide messenger RNA. RefSeq lists its product with no specific name. Bases 1 to 1995 code for a protein of 664 amino acids. The transcript has a single exon. Gene Ontology annotation, molecular function: ATP binding; protein kinase activity. Lineage: Eukaryota; Viridiplantae; Chlorophyta; Mamiellophyceae; Mamiellales; Bathycoccaceae. Gene Ontology annotation, biological process: protein phosphorylation. The record is from RefSeq and is a predicted model, not a curated record.